AUGUCAACACCACCCAUCUGCACACCAGACAUUGCGGAGCUCCAUCCUGACGAGACCAGUGGGAACCGCAAAUUUGCAUGCCAUCAUGACAUCAAGCUACUGCUGCAGAUCACUUUCGCGAGUCCCUGGGAGGCCGACCACGGCAAGCACGCGUCGUUGCGGAAGUCGGGUACAGCAGAAGAGUACGAGGAGCGAGAGCAUUUGCUGCAGGAUAUCAAGACGCGUAUGGACGACUUCAAGGCCUCUGAAACAAUUCGACAAGAUGUAUGCCGAGGAAAACUGGAAGGGAUCGAAAAUUCGGGUACAUUGUUGCGGAAAAUGACGUUGGGAGAGCUUGAACGCAGCAGCCAAGAAGAGGCUGGCACACAAAAACGGAAGAAACGUAAAGCUACUGCACCAUCGAUUGACAUGAACAACCUCAUUCAUGCAAUUCAAGCAGGAAUUGAUGACAAGCACCGCCGAGAAGAGCUCAUUACUGAGCAAUCAGCAGCAAGAUUAGAGUUUGAUCGCGAACAAGCUGCCAUUCGUGCCGAACAACACCACGCUAAUCAGCUCAUGAUGAUGAAAUUGAUCAGCGCAAUCGCUAAACGUAUUGAAUAA
Messenger RNA from Aphanomyces invadans, 600 nucleotides. RefSeq lists its product as hypothetical. NCBI's taxonomy places the organism in Eukaryota, Oomycota, Saprolegniomycetes, Saprolegniales, Verrucalvaceae. The transcript is spliced from 2 exons. The record is from RefSeq and is a predicted model, not a curated record. Bases 1 to 600 code for a protein of 199 amino acids.